AUGGCGCGGGGCGCGUACCCGCCCGCCGACGCGCAGCACCCUCUCCUCCGCAUGAACCCGCACGAGUGUGUCCCCUUCAUGGACGAGCUGUUCACCACCGGGCAGGAAGCCAGGCUUGAGGCGCUGCCGUCGCCUCGGCUCAUGAACACGCACAUGCAUCACUCCUUGCUGCCUGCCUCUGUUACCGAUUACCCCGACUACAAAAUUGUCUUCAUCUGCAGGGAGCCAAAGGAUAUGCUUGUUUCCUUGUGGCAUUUUCUCAAAGGUGUUCGUUCUUUCACGUUUGUUGAUCUGUUUGACGCUGCCUGCGAGGGGAGGGCCCCAAAUGGCCCUAUAUGGGACCACCUCAUCGGCUACUGGAACGCAAGCAAGACCAGCCCGGACAAAAUCCUAUUCCUGAGGUACGAGGAGAUGCUCAUCGACCCGGUCGGCCACGUCAGGAAGCUGGCGCGGUUCAUCGGGCAGCCAUUCUCACAGGCCGAUGAGGCCGCGGGGAUUCCAGCGGACAUCGUGAAGCUCUGCAGCUUUGACAAGCUCAAAGGCCUAGGGGUCAACAAGGCAGGCUCCUUUGAUGGGAAGGUUUUCAAUUUCUCCCAUGAAUCCUUCUUUAGAAAAGGGGUGGCCGAAGAUUGGGUGAACAAUAUGACGUCAGAGAUGGCGCAACGCUUUGAUACCAUCAUUGAGGAUAAGCUUAGAGGGUCCGGACUCACAUUCAAGUGA
Messenger RNA from Triticum turgidum subsp. durum (durum wheat), 720 nucleotides. NCBI's taxonomy places the organism in Eukaryota, Viridiplantae, Streptophyta, Magnoliopsida, Poales, Poaceae. The record is from the annotation of a GenBank genome assembly.